Molecule: messenger RNA, 573 nt
Organism: Pistacia vera
Lineage: Eukaryota; Viridiplantae; Streptophyta; Magnoliopsida; Sapindales; Anacardiaceae
Product: putative germin-like protein 9-2
Exons: 2
Coding region: 1-573 (190 amino acids)
Cellular component (GO): cell wall
Molecular function (GO): manganese ion binding
Source: RefSeq, a predicted model, not a curated record
AUGGUUAUAGCUCGCUUCUGGGAUGCAGAUAUCACCACGGACUUUGUAGUUCCCAUGAAUUAUAGUGCUAACAAAGCUGUUGAUAGAAAUUUUUACUUCGACCUGUGCAACAUGGGUAACUCCGACUACACACAAACCUUCUCAACGACUGAAGCCAGCACGACAAACUUUCCAGCUUUGGAUGGUCAAAGUGUCUCUUAUGCUUUUUUACAAUUUCCAGCAGGAGCUAUUAACCCACCUCACACACACCCGCGUUCAGCUAAGCUACUAUUGGUAUUAAAAGGAUGGCUGAAUGUUGGAUUUAUUGACACCAAUAACAAAAUUUAUAAACAAACUCUCACAGCUGGAGACAUGUUUGUGUUUCCAAAAGGAUUGGUGCACUAUCAAUCUAAUGAUGAUCCAAAACAACCUUCUACCGCUAUUUCUGCUUUUGGAAGUGCUAAUGCAGGCACGGUUUCAGUUCUUCUUAAUCUGUUUACUAGUGGCAUUGAUGAUAACAUUCUUGCUAGGGUGUCCAAAAUUGAUGUUGCAAACAUCCUAAAGCUCAAGAUAGGCCUUACACCCAAGGCCUAA